Tachyglossus aculeatus (Australian echidna) is the source of this 538-nucleotide messenger RNA. It is a transcript of the gene ZG16, whose product is annotated as zymogen granule protein 16. Lineage: Eukaryota; Metazoa; Chordata; Mammalia; Monotremata; Tachyglossidae. The transcript has 3 exons. Bases 1 to 504 code for a protein of 167 amino acids. The record is from RefSeq and is a predicted model, not a curated record.
AUGCUGACCAUCGGACUCCUUGCCCUGCUCUGUGCCUCGGCCUCGGCCAAUGCUAUUCAGGCCAGGACCUCCUCCUACAGCGGGGAGUACGGGGGCGGUGGAGGCCAGCGCUUCUCCCACUCAGGAAACCAGCUGGAUGGCCCCAUCACGGCCCUCCGCCUCCGUGUCAACAAAUACUACAUUGUAGGGCUCCAGGUGCGCUAUGGCAGGGAAUGGAGCGAUUAUGUGGGGGGCAGUUCUGGCAACCUGGAGGAAAUCUUCCUCCACCCGGGCGAGUCCGUGAUCCAGGCGUCGGGAAAAUACAAGAACUAUCUGCGCAAGCUGGACUUGGUGACAGACAAGGGACGCGCUUUUCCUUUCGGCACUGACACGGGCACUAGCUUCAAUGCGAUCCCGCUCUUCCCCAACACAGUCCUCCGCUUCUUCAGUGGCCGCGCUGCGUUGACCAUAAACGCGAUUGGUCUGCACUGGGAUGUCUACCCCAGUGAUUGCAGCACCUGCUAGUCAAUCACCAGCUCCAUCCCGGUUAUUUCCUCCU